GAGGUUCCUUUAGAAGAGCCAAAAUCAAACCCGAUGAAUGAAUAAAUCCCUCUGUUUCCUUCGCCUGGUCAUCCAACAGGGAUCAUUGCUUAAAUCUCUUUCUCUUCUUCCUUCAACCCAUCUUUUCCAUUUUUUAUCUCAUUCCCCUGUCUCAAUACACAUAUAUAAAUAACCCACACACAAUCAAAUUCCCAUCACAUUCUUCCACUUCAACUCAAUUCAACCCAUUAUUCUCAUCUUCUUUACAAUGGCUGGAAUUGGCUUUGAGGACCUGCUUCCUGUCAUGGCCAACAAGCUUGGUGGGGAGGGGCUUAUGAAGGAGCUCUGCAACGGGUUUGAGCUGCUGGUGGACAAAGAAAAAGGGGUCAUAACGUUGGAGAGUUUGAGGGAGAAAGCUGCACUCUUGGGGCUGCAGGACUUGAAAGAGGAUGAACUUGUUAGCAUGAUGACUGAAGGGGAUCUUGAUGGAGAUGGGGCACUCACCCAGAUGGAGUUUUGCGUUUUGAUGUUCAGGUUGAGCCCUGAAUUGAUGGAGGAAUCCUGGUUUUGGCUUGAAGACGCUCUCCAACACGAACAACUCAACCAACACCACAACAACACCGAUAGCAACUCUUCCAUUUUAGUAGUGCUUAGUUUUUUGCUUAGGAAAGAAUAAUUCAAUCACAGGGGCUUUCCUCUGCUCUUAUUUUCCUGGUUAUUUUUUUUGUUUGUUUGUGUUAAUUCUUGUACUUUUUAUUUUCUUCUU
Vigna umbellata (rice bean) is the source of this 745-nucleotide messenger RNA. Lineage: Eukaryota; Viridiplantae; Streptophyta; Magnoliopsida; Fabales; Fabaceae. The record is from RefSeq and is a predicted model, not a curated record.